Molecule: messenger RNA, 2508 nt
Organism: Glarea lozoyensis ATCC 20868
Lineage: Eukaryota; Fungi; Ascomycota; Leotiomycetes; Helotiales; Helotiaceae
Exons: 4
Coding region: 1-2508 (835 amino acids)
Source: RefSeq, a predicted model, not a curated record
AUGGAUAACUCUCAAAAUAUGAUAUCUGAUGCCGAAGCCAAUGGUGACGAAUUUUCGUUAAACACGUUGAUGAAAGCAACACGGCUUACCUCAUCAACUGCGGUCGACAAUGUGGCUUCUCUUCCAUCAUUACCCAAGGAUACUGGCGACGAGAAUGCAUUUCUUAACGAGUUUCUAGGUAGAGAUGUUCUUCGACUCUGGGAAGCCUUGAAAGUCAUGACUGGCCAGCACGAAGUUGUUAUCCGCAGCCUGUGGAGCAAAAAGAAUAGAAAUGAGCGAGUACGUAUACUUACAAAGGCUUGGGGCAUUAUGCCGGCUGGACAUAGUCCGGAUAUGACACAGUACAAAAAGGAUGUUUAUGCUCUUCGUGGAGGCGAAUAUAGACCGGAGGGGAAUGUAGAGGCGUUUGCGUUCCCUCAUAUCAAUAUCGAAGACCUUCGAACACCAAAACCCUUUCUCCUUCUUGUCGAAUCUCGGUCUCGAUAUCAUCCGAACGAGUUUCUGCAACAUGAUCUUGAAGCUGCCCGGUUUGGGGUGGACUCUGGGAGAAUUGUGCUUCCGUGCAUGACUGGAUACAAAAUUGAUCUUGUGGAUAUUGAUGGCUCAUAUUAUGGCAGGCUAUGGAACCAUACCACGAAACCUCUACAAAACGACCAUGACUGGUACUCCUUUCAUUUCUCCGCCUCGCAAGCUGUUUUUGCUCUGCAGUUGCAGCACCGUCUUCUGAAUUUCAUUCUUCGGGCAUGCAAAGUGAUUGUUGGCGAGAAACGUUCAUUGCAUGCGGGACAUUCUGUUCUAAAAUCCAAUGAAUUGCCUUCUUGCGUGGAGAGAAAGGUAGGAGCCUGGUGGAUGGUAUCCAUUGAGAAUUCAGAAAAGCCAUACUCAGCACCGAAAAAACUCGACCUCGCGCAGUUGAAAAAUAUCUUUCUAGCAAGGAAGCAGUAUGCGGAAGACCAUGUGUUACACUUGAGAGACGAUCAACAUUUCUUUCUCUAUACUCUUAAGCGCCAAUAUGACUUUGGUCACAUGCUCUUGAAAGCUUCCGACCUGCUCUUGAAGACUUCCAAAGUAAGCCAUCCUACGACUUGGGGGGAGCGUGGUUCUUGGGCUGUAAAUCUUUGUCAAUUGAUUGAGAAUACCCACAUAACGGCAUUAGUGUGGACAUCACUCUGUUCGCAUCUGGAAAGACUCACGAAGAGUGUUCAGAGGUUCGAAAACCGGAGAGCAAAAGCAAUUUCGCCUUGUCAUAUUUCUUAUGACUUCUUCAUAUUCCACGGAGUACUAGAUCUCAUUUUACAAGGCCUUGCCGAAGAAUUAUACAAUGCGUUUGUUGCCAGCUCGGGGAACGCCGCAUUCGUUCAACACAACGUCAUAGGUUAUGUGAAGCAGCCUGAAUUAAAUGAUACAGCAAGAUCAUCGGCCGGAGCAUAUAGGGAUCAGCUUUUCGGUCACAUUGGACGUCUUGCGCAAAAAGAAGUUCGGAAUCGAUAUGGUUGCACUCGACUCGUCAAAGAUAUAGAACGAUUGCUUGUGACCGAUUGCCUAGAAAAGAAAUUUUUUACGCCUUACACUUCUGAAAUAUUUUCAGAAAUAGGACUAUUCGCUACUGCUAUGGAGGAAAUCAGUCUUUUUCAACCACUUGCCGCUCGUUUGUAUGAAGAAUACUCAUAUAAGGAAGCCACUUUUGAGCGCGCCAUGGAAAAAAUAUUCGCUUUACCGGCAUACGUUCAGAAAUCAUUAAGAAAUCAUGCUUUUGCGAAGCUGUAUAACUCCCACUUCCCUGGAGAAGACGAACUUCAAUUUCGCGGCCUGCAUAGCAGCGACAGUAUUAAACAGAUCACGGAACCUGUUGAGGAGAAACUGGAGAAGUUUUGGAAUGCAGCAGACCAAAUUAUGCAGGCUGAAAUAGGCGAGACACUCUUAGACUUGGUAGAUAAUCGCGUCUAUCCGCAGCCUGAUGUACAGCAAUCAAGUUCUGAGAAGACCGAAAUGAACAAUCAAAUCUGUAACGCUAAAGAGCUUGAUAGAGCGGGGCUAUUCGACGGAAAUGAGCUGUCGAAAUUGGGUAAUCGAGUCUCUUCAACUCGCGAGUCCAGAACGGAAAGAAUACUAGUCGAGGAGGGAGUCGAUAAAAAAAUGCUUGCGAGACUCCAGAUUUCCACUACCGUCAUCCCAAACGGAACGCUAAUGAGCAAUCGCGUCUCCAAAAUAUUCGAGGCACUCUUUUAUAAUUAUGAGCGAAAUUCUGGCAAGCAGCCACGUGGAUUUUCCUGGCCGGAAUUCUGCUUUGCAAUGCAUGCGAUCGGAUUUAACCCAAGAAAGCAAUAUGGUACACUCUGGCACUUUCAAAAAGAUGCUAGAGGUUGUGCAACAUGUUUCCAAUUCCAUGAACCUCUAGAGACGAACAAGGUGCCGUUGAUGCAGAUGAGAUUUAUGGGAGGAAGUCUGCACCGUCAAUUUGGGUGGUCGUUGGACAAUCUGCCUACGCAGAAAAGCUGGGUCUUUUAG